AUGCAUAAAACACAUGAAAAUCGUAAAAAUUUGCCAAUAAAUUUAAGAGGAUAUUAUGUACAUAGACUUUUAGUAAAUGCAGUUGCAAUGUGGGCUUCUCCUCGUUAUGCAUGGCAUGUUUACAGACUUCUUGACGAAAUUCAUAGACAAGAACGUGAAGAGAUGGAAAAGAAACUUCAAGCAAAAGAUGAAGUCAUUGAAGCAAAAGAUGAAGUCAUUGAAGCAAAAGACAAAAACAUUCAGAAAAGAAUACCACGUUCGGUACCAAAAGGAAAGGAAAAGAACUAUAAGUAUAUGAUUUAUACUGAAGAGUUGGAGAAAGAAGAAGAUAAAGAUAUGGUUAUGUUGCAUUUAGUCAGAAGAAACAACAAAAGCUUUUACGACCUUGCUAAGAUUUACAAAUCUGACAGAAAUUGGUUCUAUCGCGAAAACUUACCGAUUUCAAUGACACCGAAUGAAGAUGUGAAACAAAUAGUUCAAGAUACGUUACCUCAAACACACUAUGAUAUUAAAGGUUGUACAAUACUUACAUUCAAAGAAGAUUUGUCAUUGUUAAAGGAAAAAAUAACAGAGUAUUUUGACAACUUCAAACAAGCAGAGUAA
Molecule: messenger RNA, 603 nt
Organism: Trichomonas vaginalis G3
Lineage: Eukaryota; Parabasalia; Trichomonadida; Trichomonadidae
Product: KilA, N-terminal/APSES-type HTH, DNA-binding family
Exons: 1
Coding region: 1-603 (200 amino acids)
Source: RefSeq, a predicted model, not a curated record